This is a messenger RNA of Eruca vesicaria subsp. sativa (arugula), 512 nucleotides long. NCBI's taxonomy places the organism in Eukaryota, Viridiplantae, Streptophyta, Magnoliopsida, Brassicales, Brassicaceae. The record is from the annotation of a GenBank genome assembly.
CCUGAAAAAUGGGGUCUCCAGACCUUUCCUUCACCUUAGUAUUCCUCUUGGCAAUCUUAUUCACAUUUUCUGAAGCCAAAAACUACAGAAAACUCCUGCAAACUCCCACUAACUACCAGCCUGCAUAUUCUCCUCCUUCAUCACCAACAUAUCAACAUCCGGCUACUCUUCCACCUCCUACUCCAGUUUAUUCUCCUUCGGUUACUCAUCCUCCUCCUACUCCGGCUCAUCCCCCUCCUUUUGCUCAUCCACCUCCAACUCCGAUAUAUUCUCCUCCUCCUACUCCGGUUACUCCUCCUCCUCCUCCUCCGGUUAAUCCCCCUCCUCCUCCUCCUCCGGUUAAUCCCCCUCCUCCUCCGGUUAAUCCUCCUCCUCCUCCUCCUCCAACUCCAAUAAAUUCUCCUCCUCCACCUUUGAAAGCUAAUCCUUCUCCUCAAGCUUUCAGAGCCUUCUACUACACGAGAUCUCCCUCUCCUCCUCCCUCCAGCAAACCUUGGUGGUGGUUAUUAUAA